AUGGAAGAUUAAAAAUUAAAUUUACUAAUAGGUUUAAGUGGUUCUAUUGCAGUAAUAAAAUUAUAGGAAAUCCUUGAAAAGCUAAUAAAAUCAGAAAAGUUUAAUAUAAAAAUAGUUGCGACAUAAAAAUCACUUACUUUUUUUGACUAUGCCAUUCAAUCAUACAUAGAAUAAAAUAAAUUAGAAAUAUUUACAGAUGAAAAUGAGUGGGGAUAAUGGAAAUAACGAGGAGACCCUGUUUUACAUAUAGAUUUAAGAAAAUGGGCUCAUAUUUUUGUUAUAACCCCUUUAUCAGCUAAUACUUUAGCAAAAAUAACAAAUGGAAUAUGUGAUAAUUUAUUAACAAGUAUUGUAAGAGCAUGGGAUUUAACUUUAGAUUCCAAGUAAAUAUUUUUUAGAUAUAAUUAAUAAGAUACUGUUUAAACUAUUCUAAACAAACCAAUUAUAGUUGCUCCUGCAAUGAAUACUUAUAUGUAUAAUCACCCUAUAACUCUAAAAUAAUUAAAUAAACUUAAAAAAUGGAAUUUUAUUAUAAUGGAUACUUUAGAAAAAAUUCUUAUGUGUGGAGACAAAGGUAUUUAUUUAUAACAAAAAGAUUGA
Ichthyophthirius multifiliis is the source of this 600-nucleotide messenger RNA. RefSeq names its product phosphopantothenoylcysteine decarboxylase, putative. Gene Ontology annotation, cellular component: phosphopantothenoylcysteine decarboxylase complex. Gene Ontology annotation, biological process: coenzyme A biosynthetic process. The transcript has 3 exons. NCBI's taxonomy places the organism in Eukaryota, Ciliophora, Oligohymenophorea, Hymenostomatida. The record is from RefSeq and is a predicted model, not a curated record. Gene Ontology annotation, molecular function: FMN binding; phosphopantothenoylcysteine decarboxylase activity.